Branchiostoma floridae (Florida lancelet) is the source of this 4458-nucleotide messenger RNA. RefSeq lists its product as uncharacterized. The record is from RefSeq and is a predicted model, not a curated record. NCBI's taxonomy places the organism in Eukaryota, Metazoa, Chordata, Leptocardii, Amphioxiformes, Branchiostomatidae. The coding region runs from base 370 to 4458 and encodes 1362 amino acids. Gene Ontology annotation, molecular function: calcium ion binding. The transcript has 17 exons.
CAUCAGGAGGGAAACUGUCAAGGCUUGAGAGCAGGUCCUGACAACGCCACCAAAUAUGGACUCCCACAAUCACCUGCGCUUAUCAGAUCUAUCAAACCUGUCGCCAAAAGACGUCCCGAGGGUAGAAUUAAACCGCCUCAACAAAAGCCGUGCUUACAUAACUCGGAGCAGUCAGUGGGCGCGAAAGACGCGGAUCGCACGGUUCCAAGUCAUCACGUAGGACUCAAGUUCACGGUGAGUCUUAUCGUAGGGCGGCUAUCAAGAGAACAACGCACUUGAGGGUCUGAUUGGUAUCCUGCAAGACAAGCCUGAGACACAAGACUUUCAACCAAAGGUCACAGGAGUACACUCUACAUCAACAUCACUGAAAUGUCAGACAAACCAAGCCGUUUGCUGAUGUUCCUGACGUCAUGCCUGAUGACAUAUGCAGCAAGUGUUCCUCCAAUCGCCUUGUGGCCGCUGAACAGGGAACAUCGGUUACAGGACAUUAGCGGAAGUGGUAACCAUGGAAACGGCGUGGGCGUGUCCCUUACUUCCGGUGUGUACGGCGAGCGGGGAGGAGCCACCAUGUUUACUGAUGGGUCGUACGUCGAGUUCGACCUCGACUCGGUCGGGAUGACGACAGAACACUCCAUGACCAUCCUGGCCUUCGUGUACCCAACCGGCACUGAUGGACCGGUAGUCCAAAUUCUAACGGAAGGGAACGGCGUGCGAUUCGGACAAAAAGAUUCCAGCACUUUGUUCAUCAGUCUUGACAAAGUUGAUGGCACGCGCCUAGCGGACUUGACGGCACGACAUGCCCUGACCCUGAACUCCUGGAAUUUCAUCGGCGCCACUUACAGCUCUUCCUCGGGGGCGGUUCAGCUGUGGCACGGCGGCCUGGAGGUGGCGAGUACGGUGGUGGGGCGGGAGCAGAUGGCCGUGGGCGGGACGGUGCGUGUGGGGUUCAGUGACGAAGUCGGCGGUUCUUUUCGUGGGAAAGUUGCCUGUGUUCAACUGUAUGACGUGAGCCUCAACCAAGAACAGAUUGAGAAAACUUCGUCUAGAUGUACAGGUGGAAACAUUGCCCUGGGUAAAACAGCCUCCCUGAGCAGCGCCUGGCCCGGUCUGCCCGCCAGCCUCGCCGUGGACGGUUACACCAGCGGUGUAGUCACGCCCUCUGGCGAUUGUGUCCAUACCGACAGGGAGAAGGACCCGUGGUUUAAAGUGGACCUGGGAGGGAUCUACCCCGUUGGGCGGGUUCGUAUCUAUAGCCGAGGAGAAUGCUGUGGGGAGCACUUGACGUUUCCACCUCCCUUGUCCGCCAAAAACUACGCCUUGUUGCGGCUGCAUGGGAACGACACCCUGGAUGAGUUUACCCUCUGCUUCCGCAUGCGCACAGACGCCCGCGUCUCUGGAACGAUCGUCAGCUACGCCACGACUGAGCAGAGCAAUGAGAUUCUGUUAUACGCCAUCAACCAGCAGACAUCCCAUCAUCUCUUCAUCAACAGUAAAUACGCUGCAAGGCUUGACCUGGGCAUCCUAGAUGGAGAGUGGCAUCACGUGUGUAUCACGUGGACAAGUGGGCGUGGCUCGUGGAACAUCUACGUUGACGGACAGGUCAAAGCUAACGGGACGGACAUUGCGACCGGACAUCGUGUCCCCAGGAACGGCAUCAUGGUACUGGGACAGGACCAGGACAGACUGGGAGGGGGCUUCCAGAAAUUUCAGGCAUACACCGGUGACGUAUCGGGGGUGAACAUGUGGUCCAAGGAGUUUACGUCUGCAGAAAUUGAUGAAGUCAUGGCCGGCUGUCAGAAGGGUGAUGUUAUUGGCUGGAGUCCUGAUGACUGGCAGCUGGGUGGAGCGGCGCAAUCGUCAUCAUACAGAUGUGGUGAUCGGCUUACUACACUCCGAGUAAACGUGGGUGAACAUUUCGACAUGUCAGAAAAUCGGGAGUGUGGAAGGACCGACAACGACCUCAACCUUGCAGAACAUGGCCACGUGAUCACCAUCGACUGUCAGGAGCCAAUCGUCGGUCGUUACGUGUCGAUCCAGCUGGUAGGGAGAACCGACUUCCUGACGCUGUGUGAGGUUGAGGUCUUCACCGCCACAGUGACACCGACCGCAGGCUGGAUACCUGCCAACACGUCUUGGCCGAUCGACUCGUCAGGAACGCCAUAUUUUGACGGCGUGACCGUGUUUGACGCCGCCAAAGUUUUUGACGGAAACAUGGCGACAUUUUGGAACCCCACCAACCUACCCUUCAUGUACGACAGCUGGAACAUAGUAUUCGACAUGCAGCGAUCCUAUUGGUUGUACAAAAUCCGCGUUAUAAGUCCCGUGGAACUCACUGAGGAACAGCAUUACCCCACUUCUCUUGAACUACUCGUGUCGGAUGACGUAGAGCAAGGCGAUUGGUCCACAGUUGGAACAUUCAGCAUGGCGGGAAGGCAAACCCUUGCAUAUGGCGGUUUUAUCGCGUAUAGUCGGUACUGGAAACUCUUGAUUACCUCAACCAUUUCAGGAUUCCAGCCGUACAUUUCGGAGGUUCAAGUACACGGAAACACAGGGACCGAUAUGCCAUUUUCGUCCAUUGAGCCGUACUAUGCCUGCGAUCGAAACAUGUCGUUCUACGUCACCCAGUCCAGUAGCGGAAUUAUAUCCAGCGCUCACGCCGAAUCAGACCAUUACAGCAGUGACACUGUAUGCAGUUGGACCGUGGAGGCAGCCGAAAACCUGACCGUAGCUCUCAACUUUUUGACCCUUGACCUUGCCGAUCAUGGCGACUGCCAGUACGACUAUGUCGCAGUGCAUGACGGGAACAGCUCAACAGCGCCGUUGCUAGGGAGAUUUUGUGACACCAUGGCAACAGUUACUACAACGGGGCGCAGCAUGACUGUAGUGUUUGUCACAAACUCUACAGAAGAGUCGACAGGCUUCCGGGCUACUUUUUAUCAAGUUGGAGAUGACCAAGAUAUCUCAACUGUCGGAUAUCCAUGGACAACAGAGAUGCACGUGACAACAUCUAGUGAGCAGACUACGGAUGGGACAUGGGCUGAAAUGUAUCCCACAGACGGAAGAACAACCGAUGUUUUAGCUGUCACAGAAUUACAACAAACAACAGCAGAAGUCUUCCCCACAGAUGAAUAUACCACCGAUGCACCUGUUAUGGAAUUCACUACUGAGCAGGACUCAUCAACCCAACGUUACGAUGGUAUAACAGAUUCCCCUGUUGUCACGACGGCUGAAGAAUAUACCACAGAUUCCAGCAUUUCUACCGUUAAGGCAACAACCUACGCCAUGCCCUCCACCACUGCACAGCCGCACCACACUACCACAGCUCACAGCUCCACAGUCACUGCUACACCAACAUGUGAGCGGAAGGGUUACGGAUGGACCGGAACACACUGUGAAGAUGUGGAUGAAUGUGCAAGAGGUGACCACUCCUGUCCUAAGGAGCACACAUGUCUUAACACGGACGGAUCCUAUUCCUGCUUCCCUUGCGUUGCUACCGUAUCCGUGAGUGGCGGUGGGGCGAACAUGUCGUCUGCAGAGACUGUCCUGAGGAGGUUUCCCCUGCAGUUGCAGGCACAAGCGAACCUUGAAUGUAAAUCUGACAAGAACAAAGUCAAGUAUGAAUGGUCUGCAUUUCAACAACACGGGAACGGACGAACAUCUCGUGUAGUACCCAUUUUAUUGCCUGCAAGUAUAAAAACGACAAGGACAGAACUUCUGAUGCCAAAGAAUGUUCUUCCGUAUGGGAAUAUCCUUUUACUCGUGAAUGCAAUAGUAACGGAUGAACUAUCUGGUCUGAAGUUGUUGAAACAGGCAGAGCGCUGGGUCCGAGUCGCCCCGUCACCGUUAGUGGCUGAUAUUUUCGGUGGAACAGCGAGAUCCUUGGCUGAAGGGACAGACAUCGUACUGAAUGCAUCGUCUUCUUUUGAUCCCGACGGGAUGACAGAGGCUUCAUCGCUGAACUACACUUGGUCGUGCAUGGCGGGACAUCCAUUGGAAGAAUACAACAGCAGCAAAGAUGUGUGUGAUGAAGUGUUCAACGAUGGAGCAUCCGGUCCGGUCCAACUCAUCAACCAAACAACACUACCUCCUGGCGAGACUGUAUUUACCUUUAACGUAACCAUGAGCUAUCCCGGACGACAGCCCGUGUGGUUCGCCCAGGCGCUCUGGAUAGUGGAGGAGGGCUCCCCAAUUGUCUCGAUCAGUUGUCACUCUAACUGCAACAGAAGAGCAAACCCGUCAGAGAGGCUCGUGCUGGAAUCCACGUGUUCCAAUUGUAAGCUGGACAACCGCGUGUCCUAUGACUGGCUCUUAGUAAAAGCGCCAAUGAGAUUCGGCCGGAGCGAUUUGAACUGGGACGUAGAGAGCAUCACGGGAAAGCAUCUUCCCGAUCUUGUCGUUCGAUCUGGUGUUUUCACGGUCAUUGAUACAGAAACAAUACUAGUGUCAUUUCCAUGCUGA